CAAUUGUUUGACAACGUUCUACAUCCUCCGCCAGAGUAACGAUGGUGGGGGGAACAAGAAGGCCAGAGCCACGGCGGUUGUCCAAGGCUGAGAAGGGCAAAGGAAAGGCCACGGCAAUCGAGGUCCCAGACUCGCCCAUCAUGAUCCAAGACUCGUCCGACGAGGAAGAGGAAGACGAGUUUGAAGAGGUCGCUAUCCCUUCCCACGUUGGCUCAUCGUCCAUGGCUGGCACGCCGCUGUCCGCGUCGACACCCAACAACUAUGACGUCGAGUCGGCGAACGAAGCUUCGCUCGCGGAUGUUGACAUUGGGCACGGAUACUUGGACGACGAUGAUGAAGAACCAGAGGAGGAACGGGUCAUCCAGGUCGUGAUCGGAGGAGAGACUGAAGAGCAGAAGGCCAAACGGAUAGCCUUGGCUCUGCGCAAGAAGCCAUUGACUGCCAAGGACCGAGCCAUCCGCCUUCAGAUCCACAAGCUUCACGUUGUCACCUUGCUGGCCUCUGCAAAAAUCCGUAAUCAGUGGGCUUCCAACGCGUUGCUGAAGGCCCGCCUCCUGUCUCUACUUCCCCACCCCUUGCAGGCGGCGUUCGUCAUCCCUCCCAAGCGGUUUCCAGAUCGUGCCCAGCGCUCCCGGCUCUUCCUCGACGCCCUUCAGUCCCUCGUGACAUGGUGGUCACAGGUGUUCUUCGACGUCUCAGACCCGGCGCUGGGAAUGCAGACGCGGACAUGGGACUUUGUUCAGGAGAUUGUCGACCGGUUACCUCGCUUACAAAAGGCCGACUUCCAAAGUGGUUCGUUACUUAGCAGCCGCCCCAAGAAGAAGAGCAGCAGCCCCAAGAAGGCCAAAGGGAAAGGAAAGGAGAAGGCCGGCGACGACGACAUCAUGGACCUGCUCGAGGACGAGAUUCCAGACGAGCGGCUGCGGUCUGUCAACAGCGUCAUGAAGAAGGCCCUUCAGCAAGAGGGUUCACGAGACAUGUCGGCUCUCCUGUUCGUCUCCCUUGCGCGUGCCUGUGGACUUGGUGCACGUCUCGUGGUCAGUCUCCAGCCAGUGCCAUGGCGUGCGGAGAAGGCUCCGCCGAAGAAGAAGCCUCGGGCGGGAGCUGGCAGCGGCGCGAAAGGGCUUCACAGUCGACAGGGAAUGGGGCCUGAUCCCGAGAGCGAAGAUGAGGACGAGUUCGAGGAAGUGCCAAUACCUGGGGUGGACGACAAGCCGGGGAAGCUGCCGAAGAAGAAUCGGGUGCGAGGCGCUGGCCACCGGUUGAAGGAUCCAGCAGAUGUCUUUCGACUGAGGCAGCCAAGGCCGGCACCACAGCGCCUGGGUUCCAAGCCCAAGCCAAAACCAAAGCCUACAGACCUCAGCGCAUAUCCGCCUGUCUUCUGGGCCGAGGUGUUCAGCCGUUCAGACCAGCGGUGGAUCCCUGUCGACCCCUUAUCUGGCGUCAUCAGAAAGAAGGCGCCAUUCGAGCCCUCGAACGACAACGGACCUGUGCGCAUGAUCUACGUCGUUGGGUUUGAAGAGGAUGGAUAUGCUCGUGACGUGACGCUCCGCUACGCGAAGAACUUUGGUGCCAAGACGUCGAAGCUUCGCCCUCCCCCUCAGAAGGACGGUACGGAUUGGUGGGCACAGUUCAGUUCCCACCUCCAGCGGCCCGUUAGGUUGAAUCGGGAUGAUCUCGAAGACGCCGAGCUGGAGAUGAGUCAGGUGUCUGAAGGCAUGCCGUUGCACAUGACUGGCUUCAAGGACCAUCCAAUCUAUGUCCUCGAGCGUCAUCUGAAACGCGAAGAGGUCAUUCUUCCAAAAAGAGAGAUAGGAAGAUUCAAGGGCGAACCAGUCUACAGACGCAAGAAUGUUCUUGCGUGUCGAACCGCAGACAACUGGAUGCGCAUCGGCCGCACUGUCAAGAUCGGGCAGGACCCACUCAAAUGGGUCAAGCAGCGCGCUGUUACAAUCCAGAAGCGCCGUGCCCAGGAGCUCGCCAUGCAAGAGCAAGGUGAGCCUGUUCAGCAGGGCCUUUACGCCGAGUACCAGACGGAGCUGUAUUACCCGCCUCCCAUCAAGGAUGGCAUCAUGCCUCAGAACGCGUUCGGCAAUAUCGACCUCUACGUGCCUACCAUGCUCCCAGCCGGCGCUGCCCACCUGCCGUUCAAGGGAAUUGCAAAGGUCGCCAAGCAGAUGGGCGUCAGCUACGCGGAAGCUGUUACUUCCUUCGAGUUCAAGAGUCAAAGGGCUGUCCCUGUUAUCACUGGAAUCGUUGUCGCGGAGGAGAAGGAAGCCGCGGUCCUGGACGCAUACUACAAGUCCACUGCUGCUGCGGACGAGCGAGCGAAGAUUCGAAAGGAAGAACUUGCGCUCAAGCGAUGGGCAAAGCUUGUCAAUGGUCUGCGUGUGCGAAUCCGACUGCGGGCUGAGUAUGGUACUGGCGAGGAGCUGCAUAAUCAGCAACACAACCCGAUGGGGGAUGCCCAGCCGUCGCGAAAUGGACCUGACAAGAAGACGGCCGCUUCGAUCAUUGCGCUUUCGAACAAUCAAAACACGGAGGCGUGGGUUGAUCGCUUCAAAGCGCGGACUCCCAGCCCGGAGCCAGACGAGGAGGCCGAGCCUGUGCCGGAGCCAGUCGAGGAGCCUCCAGCUCCUCCCACUCGAGCGUCACGCCGGAACGGCACCACCACCGCGGCCCCAAUCAAGAUCAAGUUGAAUGUUCCCCUUGCUGCUCUCCCUAAGGCUACCCCUAAAGCCGCUGCCAAGUCGACAGCAAAGGCAAAGGCCAGCGGGAGACCCAAGAGGGCGAGUAGAGGGAAGCGGGCGAGGGACGACGACGACAGCGAAGCCCAGUCAUCUGAAGGCUCUGACGCUACGCCUCGCCGUGUACCUGCACCUGCGCCGGCCGCAUCCACACGCAGCCUCAGGAGCCGCGCCCCAAAGUCUGAGCAACAGCAGCGAGAUGAGGCAGAGAGGAGAGCGGCUGUGCGUGCGGCACUCGCCAGUGACGAAGAGGAGUACUAG
Vanrija pseudolonga is the source of this 3008-nucleotide messenger RNA. It is a transcript of the gene rhp42, whose product is annotated as DNA repair protein rhp42. Gene Ontology annotation, cellular component: nucleotide-excision repair factor 2 complex; nucleus; cytoplasm. The record is from RefSeq and is a predicted model, not a curated record. Bases 42 to 3008 code for a protein of 988 amino acids. Gene Ontology annotation, biological process: mismatch repair; nucleotide-excision repair. Gene Ontology annotation, molecular function: damaged DNA binding; single-stranded DNA binding. The transcript is spliced from 9 exons. NCBI's taxonomy places the organism in Eukaryota, Fungi, Basidiomycota, Tremellomycetes, Trichosporonales, Trichosporonaceae.